Pogonomyrmex barbatus (red harvester ant) is the source of this 2202-nucleotide messenger RNA. RefSeq names its product transmembrane protein 39A. NCBI's taxonomy places the organism in Eukaryota, Metazoa, Arthropoda, Insecta, Hymenoptera, Formicidae. Gene Ontology annotation, cellular component: membrane. The record is from RefSeq and is a predicted model, not a curated record.
UAAGUAACCUUCUAUUAUCUGAAACUGUCGAUAAAAUUUUAUUCUGAUGCGUGUCCGUGCUAAUACCACAAAUCGUGGAUAAAGAGAAAUAUAUAUUUAUUAAAAGAAACAAAUACAAAGAAACUAAGCACGGAAAAAGACCGCUAUCAAGAUUCUCUCUGUUCAUUUUUUUCUCGGAUAUCUAAACACCAUCUACGCGGUCUCGUAUGAAGAGAGGAAAAGCAGGGAAGAAAGAUCGAGAGAGCGACGAUGAGCAAAUGACUUCAACGUCGAAUCGCAGCGCUAAGCAACGUCCGUUUUGAGAUGGAUGUGGAAUCCCGUAGCCAUUCGAUUUUUGGCACUGUCGGUACAUCGUUUGUUGACUCGGCGAUAAUCUUCGUUUGCCUCGAUCAGCAGUUAUCAUUGAACGUUACUUAUCAGAUAACUCAAUUUAUUUACAAAAGAAAAAGAAAAUUGGUUUAUGUUUGAUUAAAUCAUAGAUGUAAUAUUCAUACUAUCUUCAUGAAUUUUAAAUAUGACAGCGGCAUAUUAUCCGCGCAUCAUAUUGCGUCAUAUUCAUUUUCGUGUUUUUGUUUACAGUGACAUAAUCGAGAAAUAUCAGAAAAAUAAUAUUUGAGGGAAAGACUGUGCUCUCGAUAUGAAAUAUCUUUCUGAAGAAACUGUUUAAAAAUCACCUGUAAUUUUGUGUGUUUGUUAUGCUACAUGAACUAUAGUUGACUUGAUCAACAAUUUGUUGACACAUUGUAAGGGUACUUUUCUCUUUCGUUUGCCACAUGUAACGAAUGUGUAAAGCAUGCCUGGAGGCAGACGAAACGCUGUCAGUCGAACUGGACCGACCACCCGAUCUAGUAGUGGUAAUGCUAGCUCUGUUAGUGCUAAUGGAAGAAGCAAUAGUGGAGAAAGAGCAAACACUAAUAAUACAGAUGAUAAAAGAUUGGAAGAGAUUUAUAGUGGAAGAUCUUUGGCACCAAAGCACAUUCCUAUACCUGUGGUACCAGUCGAUGGGCAGUUGAGCUUUGAGGCUUUAUCCUUGGUCGUCUCGAUCAUCGCAGCUUGUCUGCAGUUGCUCAAUCUGUAUAGAACUGUAUGGUGGCUACCAAAUUCAUACAAUGGUUAUAGUAUGAACUUCUAUCUAAUAGAUCCCUAUCUACUUGUAUUUAUUUUUACUAUGGUGGCACAUCAAUUUCUUCAUACAUUGUUACGUCAGAUUAUCGAUGUUUCAUUACCAAUUCAAUCAGCACCAACAAAAUUAGCAAUCCGAAAUAUUAUAAGCUCAUCUUUAUCACUUGCUGUGAAGAGUGUACUAGUCUGGUGCCUCUAUCAUAUGGCUGAGAGGCACAAUUCUAUGAAGAUUUUUUAUCUAUGUUAUCCAAGUUUGUCAAUAUAUUUCGUUAUGUUUGGAAUAAAAACAGCACCAUUUCUCGACAUGUUUUCAUGUGGAAAAGAAGAACGGAAAACGAAAUAUAUAUUAGAUAAACCUUUACACAACUGCUCAUUGAACGCGUCAGCUAUCAGAGCAGAAGUAUCUACUUUAAGAUCCGAUUUCAACAGACGAUUAAAGCGGGCUUUAUUUUCGUCUUCCGGUAGCGCAUACGUCUGUGUAGUCGCGCCUAUUAUUUUCGUACCUCCACACUUACAUUUCAACGUAUUAUGGGUGGUACAACAUGUAAUCCUGUUCUGGCUCGGAAGAAUAUGCGCGUACUUUGCUCAAGUUUAUCCUUUUAGAUAUUGCGACGAACUGCACAGGGCAGCAAUGCACUUAGGUCGAUGGAUUAAAAUAGAAAAUCUCGAUAAUCACAUACAAGUCCAACCAUGGAACGAUGCAGUAUUAUGGCCUCAUGGAUCGAUCGUAGAGCACAAUGAAGAAAUUUAUCGUUCCGAGGGUUUGUGUACAGCAGCAGAACCGGGUAAUUCAAACCACUCGAGAUUUUACGUUUUAUUUAAUAAUCGUGUAACGCUGCUAAGUCCAAUACUGGCAUUGCAAUUAUUGUUGGUGAAUAUUCAAUUAUUUAUUCUAUUAGGCGUGACCGAAUGGUAUCAAAUAUUAUCGACGAUAUUACUAUUAGUUAUACAUUAUUAUACUUUGUUCAAAAUGGCUAGGGAUUUUCUAAUAUCUUGGAAAGUGUACCGUGCUGAACAAAUAAUUCAAGAAAAAUCUCAAAUGGUUGUAAAUCCAAUUGCUCAAUAAAAUGCAAAAGCAUA